Molecule: messenger RNA, 11506 nt
Organism: Passer montanus (Eurasian tree sparrow)
Lineage: Eukaryota; Metazoa; Chordata; Aves; Passeriformes; Passeridae
Gene: DIDO1
Product: death inducer-obliterator 1
Exons: 17
Coding region: 2634-9815 (2393 amino acids)
Biological process (GO): apoptotic signaling pathway; DNA-templated transcription
Cellular component (GO): nucleus
Source: RefSeq, a predicted model, not a curated record
AUUCCAUGGCUUUAGUUGACAGAAAUGGUGUCUCUACACCAGUUUCAUUCUCUGGUGCACUUUGUGCCUUGUGCCUCUUGUGCCACAAGUAGAGCAGUGGUGAGAGACACAAGGAGAGGAUUUUAACACGAGUAAGGUGUCCCCAGCUUGUGCAAGAGCUGGUUCCUGUUGGUGUGUGCAGUCAGGCCUGAGUUCUCAGCUCCCAGUUUGUGCUUGGAGGAUUCACUGCUGGGAAGUUUUUAUCUAAGGCAGCUCCUCAAAUAAGCAGAUAUUUGACAGGUGUAAUUGGUAGUGGUCUUGAGCACUGAUAGACUUUGAGGUUAAAAAGCUUAAAUUUCCAGUUAGGCAGCUCAGACACAUAUAUUAAAUGAGCAUUAUGUGUUUUGUCCCAGUAAAUUUUAGUCAAAACUGGAACAUCAACUGUGUUUACUGCAUCCUUAAUAACAUAAUCAGCGUGCUGCAGUUAGUAUUUCACCAAAUUUGGGAGAAGUUCAUUUCUGUUUAUUUAAUUAAGUUGUUUUGGUGGGAUAAGAAUAAAAAUGAUAGCGAGUUUCAGAGGUUACAUUUUAACUCACUUUUUACAGACAAAAUAAGGGAAAAAGUUGCAUAACCACAUGAUUUUGUUUUCUUCAACAGCUGUACUGGUAGGAUCAGAAAUGGUAGAUCAUUUAAAGAUAAAUAAGCUGUGGGAUUGUGAAAAGUUAAACUUUAAGAUUCUCUGAUUUAGCUGUUGAAUUUACAACUGAAUGUUCCUAAUGGCCCUGAUAAAGAGCUAAUUUCCCUGGGGCCCCGGUGGAGAAAUGCCAGAGGGUGUGAAUUGCUUUCCCUAAGCAAUGUUUCCUGGACAGUUGCUAAAGAGAUCAAGUUCAUUUGCAGAAAUUGAACAUUAGGCAAAUAUAUAGUAUGUAUUUGCAAAAUAUUUUCAUUCAAGAUGAUGGAAAAGGAGGGCUAAAGAUCCUGUGUAUUGGGUGAUACCCCAGCAGUGUUUGUAAUUGAUAUUUCUGUUGACUAAACUUUGAACCAUGACUUGUAAUAUUGGCUUUUGCUGGAGCCUUUAGAAGGUUUCUUGUUAAGAGGUGAUCGUGCUUGGGCUUCUAAUCUAAGCAUUUGACCACCUGAAAUUGUGUUUAUUGCUUCUUAAUCUGUAUUAAAGGGAAAAAACCCCAAAACAGUAGAGCUCUCUACACUGCUUUGAUUCUGCUCACAACUUUCCUUAAUGGGCAAAAUUUGUUUGUUACCUAAUUUUUGCUCAUGCUGUUCAGACCUUGAAAGCAGAAAUAAACCUGACUCAAAACCUCAGUUUUUUGGGGGCUAAAUUUUCAUUGUUAGGGUGAGUAUGGGAUUAUCUUGCUCAGAAGAAUGUGAGUAAAGGCUUCAGAAGGCAUUGUAGGAGUAGUGAAAUGCCAAAUGUCAGUCAGUUACUAAGUCAGUAUCUGCCUAGGCUACCCAUGGAGCUCUGACUAGAAAAUAAAAAUAUAGGUAAUACUUUACUUCCCUCUUUAAAUGAAUGUUUUUAUAAAUGCCAGAAGCAUUACAGUCAAUAUGAAUUUUGUUUCCCAAACACAGUUAUAGCUUGCAGGAGUGCACAGUGCAAGUGCCUUGUGUUAGGGGUUACUGGAGCUUGUCAGUGCUGUUGUCACAGUUCUGUCCCCGGCUGCUGACACAGAGCUGAGCUGGCAAAGCCUCUCCUGCCUACACACCUGCCUACAUUUGCCAAUGGAACAACUUCUCCCAAGGAAUUCGAUUGAGCUUUCCAAGUCUUUUUCCUGCUUCCCUGCUUGCAGGGGCCUGUGGUAGAGCUGAGGUUCCAUGUGCAGCUGCACUGAGAGCCCCCUGCACAGGGUGGUGCUCACCCUGCAAACAGCACAGACUGCUAAAAGUGCAGUUCUGCAGCUCAGGUUACAGCAGUGUGAGGCACUUGUGCCAGCACAGCUCUCUUGAUUAGGGGUUGUAGCCCUAAGUGUUCCUGACUUGUGCAGUUGUGACAGGCAACACCUGUAGUACAGAUAGGAUCUGUUAUUAAAUUAAAUCUUUGUGUUUGCCAGAUAUCUGAUGGGCCUGCUGCUAAAGGGCCUUGAGUAUUUCUAAGAGAAAUUGCUAUUCAGCUGAAUUUAACUGUGAGAACUUCUGGCUCAAAGAAGCUCUUUUUGUCUGUAAUGCCUGGUGCCAUUCUCAUUCUGUGCAUGACCUACCCAGCAGUCCAUCCCUUUUUUUCCUUGACUGCUUGGGUCCUGUGUGCUGCAAUCUGAAGUAACAGGGUUUUAACCUAAAAGACAUCAAAAUAAACCUCAGUGUGUGUGUGUGUUUUGCUUGGCAUAAACCAGGGAGCUGCUCUGUGUUUUUGCUUGGUGCAGUUCUGUUGUGCUGUGGAGUCCCUCCUUGUCUUUGCUCUCUGUGUGCUGCUAAUCUGAUAAUCUGCUCUGCACACACAUGCAAUUCCUCACUUCCAGGAGGUGCCACACUCCCUGCUGUCCUGUGUGAGCACAGGUUUCCAUCCUGUGAGGCACUGGCCCUUCUGUGAGGCUUAUGUAAGGAGCCAGCAGGAAAAAGAGGAUUGAUUGAUAGCAUUUGGACCUGCUGAGAUUCAGUGUGGCCCUUGUGAGUCAGGAAAUUCAGCAUGUGCUGGCUGGAGGAUGCUGAACGAUUCUGAUCCUGUGCUGCCCUCCUCUGGCUCAGCCCUUCAAGGAGAAACCAUUCGAGCCUCUGAUGCUGUGUCAGCAUUUCAGAGUGGGAACAGUGUUGCCUGUGCUAUGGAACAAGCUGGAAACACAGUGCCCUUAGAGUCUGAACCUAAUACUGACAACAUGGAAAACAGUUCUCCUGCAUCAGUGUUGGAUGAUAAAGGUGAGCAAAGCAAUGAGGAGGAACAAAAAUCUGUCAAGCCAACGAGUAAAGAGUUCAGGAAAACCUGGGGGUUUCGGAGGACCACGAUUGCCAAGAGAGAGGGUGCAGGAGAUGCUGAUGUGGACUCCAGUGAGCAGCAGCCUCAGCAGCAGCAGCAAGGCAUAAACCUGAGGAGGAGCGGGCGGCAGCCCAAGCGCACAGAGAGGGUGGAGGAGUUCCUGACCACGGUGAGGCGCAGGGGCAGGAGGAGUGUUCCCACCACCCUGGAGGACUCCAGUGAAGCAGCCUCUGGGCCAGCCACUGAUGCUGAAACUGCUUCUGAAGACAGUGUUGAGAGCACUCCAGAUACAAAACCUGUCACUAGGAGGAUUUGCACCAGGAGUUGUAAGGAGCAAAAAAGCCCUAAAGUUGGACCCACAAAAGAGGAAGAGGAAGAAGAGGAGGAGGAGGAAGAAGAGGAAGAAGCUACUUCUGAUAGUGACAGUGAUGGGUUGACACUAAAGGAGCUGCAGAAUCGCCUAAGAAAGAAACGUGUUGAGCAGAAACCUCAGGUGGUGUUGAAGGAUGUGCAGAAUCACCUGAGAAAAAGGAAUUCAGAAAAAGAUCCUGCCAAAACAGGUGAUGUCACACCCGAAAAACAGAAUGAGUCUGAGCUGCCUGUCAAACAGGAGCCUGAGACUGCAGACAGCACUGAGAUUGCAAGUCAGGUGGUUGUGUCUGAGGACACCGAAGAUUUUGAGGCUCAGAAGGAGGAGAAGCCUGCCCUUGGUGCAAAGGGAGCCUCAGAUGAGGAAGCUGAAGAACAGCCCAAAAGCAAACCCGAGUCUGAGAUCUACGACCCAAACGCCCUGUACUGUAUUUGUCGUCAGCCUCAUAACAACAGGUUUAUGAUUUGUUGUGAUAGAUGUGAGGAAUGGUUUCAUGGUGACUGCGUGGGUAUUUCUGAGGCUCGAGGGCGAUUGUUGGAGAGGAAUGGUGAGGACUAUAUCUGUCCAAACUGCACCAUUCUCCAGGGACAGGAUGAGCCUGUUUCAGAACUAGACCAGCAGGAAGCUAAAAUGGAACCAGGAAAUGCGGAUGGCACAGAAUUUACAAGCAUAGGAACAAUUGAACAAAAAUCAGUUGAGGACCAAGGAAUCAAGGGUAGGAUUGAAAAAGCUGCAAACCCGAGUGGAAAGAAAAAGCUAAAGAUAUUUCAACCUGUAAUUGAAGCUCCUGGUGCUUCCAAGUGCAUCGGCCCCGGCUGUUUCAACGUGGCCCAGCCCGACUCCGUGUACUGCAGCAAUGACUGCAUCCUCAAACACGCUGCUGCCACCAUGAAGAUCCUGAGUUCUGGCAAGGAUGCAAAGCCAAAACCUAAAGAGAAGAUCAAACCAAAAUCUGAAAAGCCUGGCAUUCCAAAACCUCAGCAGCAGGUGGGCAUCAAACCAGUUUCAAACCAAAAGAGACAGUUCCCUGAGAAAAGAGAGGUGAAUGUGAAGAAGACUGUUGUGAGCACAGCCAAGACUGAGGCAAACAGCCAAGCUCCUGCUCGAGAGCCAGCGGCAGAGCCCGUCACGCCGUCCUGGGCCAGCGAUCAUAAUUACAAUGCUGUAAAGCCUGAAAGGACUGCUGCCAUUGCACCUGCACUGUUGUUCAAAUCUCAGAGGGAAGAGAAAAGGAACGAAGAUCGAGCAGAGUCCACACUGGUGCCGAAGAAGGCUGUGGUAGUUAUCAUGGAGAAACAGUCCUCUUCUCUCCCCAAAAAUCUGCCUUCAAAGAAGUCCCCAUCCUACUCCAACACCUCACUAACUAAACCACCAAUUAAACCUGCUGGAAGCUUCAAAGGUGUCAUUCCCAAGAAACCUUGGCCUUCAUCAGGCAGUGUUCCUUCCAAACAGUCGCCUCUCUCUCAUGGCUCAUCAGUUGCCAAGAAAGCAUCUCCGUCUUCCAGUUUGAGUGGGGGACUCAAAAAGCCUUCACUGUCUUCCGUGUCAGCUGCAGCUGGAAGUAGUCAAGCAAAAGCCUCAGCCAGUCCUGCCCAGUCACAGCCCAACUCUCAGAUUCGACAGAAUAUUCGACGAUCCCUGAAAGAAAUUUUAUGGAAGAGAGUCAAUGACAGCGAUGACCUGGUCAUGACAGAGAGUGAAGUAGGGAAAGUGGCACUCAACAUUGAGAAGGAGAUGUUUAAUUUGUUCCAAGUGACAGACAACAGAUACAAGAGCAAAUACCGAAGCAUCAUGUUCAAUCUCAAGGACCCCAAAAACCAGGGACUUUUCCAUCGUGUCCUUCGUGAGGAAAUCUCCCUGUCAAAACUAGUGAGAAUGAAGCCAGAAGAACUUUUAUCUAAAGAACUGUCUGUGUGGAAAGAGAAACCAGCUAAGGCAGUGGAGUCAAGAAGCAAAUCUCACGAAAUCAAGAAAACAGCUGUGAAACGGGAACACGUGCCUGCUGUCAACAUGGAGGAUUCUCCACCAGUAUCUGACUCUGAUGAACAGCAGGAGUCAACCCGAACUGCACCCAAUUUGAACAGUCCUCCUUCUCUAGAUGUUUUUAGCAGCAUGUUGAAGGAUACAACAAGUCAGCAUCGAGCCCAUCUUUUUGACCUGAACUGUAAAAUCUGUACAGGUCAGAUUUCAGCAUCAGAAGAUGAGAUACCAGCGAAGAAAGUGAAGUCAGGGCCUUCUGCUAAGAAGGUGGAGUCGAAAUCAAAGCCAGAAGUGCAGGCCAAAUAUGAGAGUCCUGCAGCAGCCCCGGCAGCAGAGCCUGACAAGGAGCCCGUCGCUGACGACGCAAUGGAAAUUGAUGUUGAACCGGCAGCAGAACCAGUUUCCCAGCCAACCACAGAAGGGACUUCUACUCCUACAAGCCAGAGCCAGAACAGCACAGACUCUGCUGUCCCUGAAGAGGUCUCUGCUCUCGCUGCCUCCUGUGCUGGCCCUGUUGUCACAACCGUAACGGUUUCUGGCAGAGACCCCAGGACAGCCAUGAGCGGCUCCUCCGCGACCGUGACACCGGCCCCGCGUCCUGGGCCCACAGCUGACAAAGUCUCCACGGCAGAAACCAAACAAGAAACUUCCAAACCAGCUAUGACUGUCCCCAAAUCAAUAUUGACCAAACCCUCUUCCUCACCAGAUCCCAGAUACCUGGCGGUUCAUCAGUCACCCAACAUCAAUGCCUCAGAGCCUCGCUCACCUCAGGACAGCGACACUUCCCUCUUUCUCUCUCGUCUCAACACCAUUUGGAAAGGAUUUAUUAACAUGCAGAGUGUGGCCAAAUUUGUCACUAAAGCCUAUCCAGUCUCCGGGUGCUUUGAUUAUCUUAGUGAGGAUUUACCUGACACAAUUCACAUUGGUGGGAGGAUCUCACCGAAGACAGUCUGGGAUUAUGUUGGCAAACUCAAAUCUUCGCUUUCUAAGGAAUUGUGUUUGAUUCGUUUCCAUCCUGCAACAGAAGAAGAAGAAGUUGCCUAUAUCUCUCUCUACUCCUAUUUUAGCAGUCGUGGUCGUUUUGGUGUUGUAGCUAAUAACAACAGACAUGUCAAGGAUCUCUACCUGAUCCCCCUGAGUUCUAAGGACCCAAUUCCUUCCAAACUCUUGCCCUUUGAGGGACCAGGUCUUGAAUCAUCUCGGCCAAAUUUAAUCCUUGGGUUGGUUAUCUGCCAGAAAGGGAAACGUCCUGCCACUGAGACGGAAAAAAUGGAAGAGAAGCGAAGCAGAAUUCAAGCACAUGAUGAAGCCGAGCCAUCCCUGUUCUCUAAAGGGCCUCCAGCUUCACAAGAGAAGAAAACUCCAAAAUACACACUUUAUUCGGGAGACUCCACCAUGAGUACAACACCACCUGGAUCGCCUCCUCCUCCUCCUCCACCUCCACCCCCACUUUCUGUUCCAGACACCUCGGCAGUGACUCCUUCAGUAUUAAAAAUACUGUCCUCCAUUAAAAGUGGCCCCACAACUACUGUGACCCCAGCGAUUUCAACCCCAGCUGCUCCUGCAAGCAGCACUGCCACACACUCCUCAUCCUCAAAAACGGCCACGCCUCUUGAGCACAUCCUGCAGACCCUCUUCGGGAAAAAGAAAACUUUUGAGCCUCCUGCCAAGGAUUCUGGAACUGUUCAGUCUUCCAGUCAGGAAAGUCAAGCUGCGGCAGAUAGCGGGAUGUCAGCGGUUCCUCUGUUAGAUCCCAUUGUGCAGCAGUUCGGACAGAUGUCCAAGGACAAAGCCAUAGAAGAGGAGGAGGAUGACAGACCUUAUGAUCCUGAGGAAGAAUAUGGUCCAGAGAAAGCCUUUGAAACACAGACUGGUGAGAGUGACAAACACUACAGUGUGGAAAAGCCUUCUACUACAGCAGAACUAGAGGAUGAGGCCUAUGAUCCAGAGGAUGAAACUAUCUUGGAAGAAGCAAAAGUUACUGUUGAUGAUUUACCCAACAAAAUGUAUACAGACAGUAAAAGCAGUUCAGAAGCGUCUGCUUCAUUUGUGUCUGAUUUAUCUGCAUCCUCCACAUUGGUAGAACAGCAAAAAAUGUUGGAAGAAUUAAACAAACAAAUAGAAGAACAGAAAAGGCAGCUAGAGGAACAAGAAGAAGCCCUCAGACAACAAAGAGCAGCUGUUGGUGUUUCAAUGGCUCACUUUUCAGUGUCUGAUGCUUUAAUGUCACCUCCACCAGCGAAAGCUUCCCUAAUGAAGUCUGAAUUAUUCCAUCAGGACCAGCAAGCUACACAAAAAGUAGAUUUACCUUCAUCUUUAAAUCAGCAAGCACAAGUUUUAAACCAGGGCUGUGACCCAAGGCAGAACAGAGAUCCUCGACAGGCUCGAAGGAUGGUGACAGAGAAUGACAGUGCUGAUUCUCGAAUAAAGCCACAGGUAGUACAGAAUGAGAUAGCCACAAGAGAGGUCACUCCAGCAAGUUUUCCAAAUACUUUGCAGACUUCACUUGGUAAGGAAGAUAAUGCUUUAAUUUCUACUACUCAACCUGGUUUUACUGCUGAUAAUUGGGUUUCAAGUGAACAGACAUCUACGGUGCCCCAGAAGGAGACAUCUAACAGCAAAUUUGAACACACCAUUCAAGUUACUUUGGAAAACUUGAGUCAAUCAGCUUCUGGAGAUCCUUCUGCUUCCAAACCUAUACGUAAAGUGCUGCUUCCAACCCCACCAAGUACAUCUUUUCAGCCUAAUUUCUCCACAUCAAACGACAGCUCAUCUUUGCAAGAUAUGCAUCAAGUGUCAUGGUCAAAUGAGUCAAAGGAAGCAAUGGGAAGGGAUUCCUUUUCAAAUACAAUGUUUCCUCAGCAGGAAAAGGCAGCUGGACACUUUGAACCAGAGAUGGGUCUUUCAUCAGUGCAAUAUGAUGAACAAAGACAUCCUCAGUCUCAUCAGUUUGUAGAACAAACUGAAUCUGCACCAGCUCAGAGUGAGGGUGGACCUCCCCCACAGCACUUUGAGGAAAACCGAGCAUUUUCUAUGUCUGGACAGAAAGGGGGACCUCCAAUGAUGCUCAAUGCACCUGGAGGACCUCAUGGACCUAAUUUUAGAGGGCCAGCACCACAGUUCUCUGAAGAGCACGGUUUUCCAAAUAAUGACGGGCAAAGAGGACCUCAGUCUGGAAGAUUUGGAGGUCAAAAGGGUCCCAUUCCUUCCUUAUUUUCUGGACAGCAUGGACCACCUAUUUUUGGUGAUAAUAGGGGCCCUGCUCCUUCUUAUCAUGGUGGUCCAAGAGGAAUGUCACCACCUCAUUUUGAAGAUCACAGGGACCCUCACAUGGAACAAAUGGAAUUCUCAGAUUCCCAAUAUGAUGAAAUGAUGGGGCCUCCAGGACAGUUUGAAGGACCAGAUUCCUCCCAGUUUAUGGGAAACAGAGGACCUUCACCUUUUCCUUUUGGAGGUCAAAGACGACCCCCACCAGGUCAGUUUAAAGGACAGAGAGGGGGCCCUCAGUUUGGAGGGCCAAGAGGUCCAGCCCCAGGUCAUUUUGGGGGACCAAGAGGGCCUCACCCAAAUCAAUUUGAAGGGCAGAGAGGUCCAGCUCCAAAUCACAUGCCUGGUUCAAGGGGACUUUUGCCACAGCCAUAUGAAGAACGGAGAGGGAGCCCACCACCCAGAUUUUCCAACCAGAGAGGUCCAGGACCACAUCAGUAUGGAGGACCAAGAGGAGGCACACCUCCAAUGUUUCCAGAAGAAGAUGAACCUCCUUCUAGAUUUCAUUACCAGGGUCAGUCACCACAAGGUAUGAAACCACCCCCAAGACCACUCCUGGACCUUCCAAGUCAUCCACCAACUCAUAGAAAAGAGAUGUGGGAGGAAGGUGGACCAUCUGCAUCUCUUUCCAAUAUGUCUGGACAAGGACCUGAGUCGGAAGGACAGUGGCCCACAUCUGACUUCCGAGAAGGCAAAAAUCCUGACUAUAGAGGCCAGACAUUUGAAGGGAGACAGAGAGAGAGAUAUGAGGGAGGAAAUAAAGAUAAGGGUUUGGAUCAGCCAGAGCUUCAACAAGCAGAUAAUCGCCAAGGUAGAGGCUUUGAGGAAAGACGAAGGGAUCGAGAACAUGGCAGACCUUGGGAAAGAGACCGUGGCAGAAACUGGAGCAGAGACAGGGACUGGGAGAGACACAGAGAGAAGGAAUGGGAUAAAAACAGAGAUAGGAGCCAAAACAAAGAUAGAGACAAGGAUUCAGAGCGGGGUAAGGACUGGGAAAGAAGCAGAGACCGAGAUAGGACAAGAAACAGAGAGAGGGACUCUUACAGGAGACGUGAUAGAGAGCGAUCGAGAAGCAGAGACAGGGAUCGCGACAGAGAGAAGGACAGGGACCGGGAUCGAAGCCGGGAGAAGGAAAGGGAUCGAGACAGAGAUCGAGAUCGCGACAGGGAAAGAGGGAAAGAUCGCAAAGACAGGAGUAAGAGUAAGGAAAUUGGUAAAGAGACAAAGCCAGAAACACUGAAGGAAACUCAGAAAGCAGUGGAAACUGAAGCUUCAUCUUCCAGCAAUCAGUCAUAGAACUGUAACUAAUACUUCCUACAAAUAAUACCCUUUGGCAACACAGCAAGGACUGCACAUCUGUAAAUACUGUACAUAUUCUCACCUUUGGAAAAAUUCUGUUGUAAAACUAGCCUUACCCGAUGUACUGACAAAUAAGCAAUUUUUGAACAACUGUGAAUGAAAAUAAUCAGAUAGAUGAAAAGCAAGAACAUAAUGGACUUUCACUUGCUGCAUUUUGUGCAUAAUGUUUUUCUUAUAAAGAUUCACAACGUUACCUGUACUGAAAUUUUGUUUUUUCUACUUGCAUCUUUAUCUUAAAAUUUCCAUUUACAGUACAGAAAUGGAAAAAGUCUAAGAAGAGCAUAUUGCUUUUUAAGAUUAUAAAGUUAUGUUUUCCAGUAACUUGAAUUGUAAUUUUAUAGGAGAAUUUAAUCCAGACCUGAGGAGCCAUACCUUUACAUCUCAUUUACGUGAUAUUUUGGUGUCAAAAUUGUUCCUACAGCACACACUAAAAAUGUUAGUGUCAUGUUUCUUUUACAAUGGAAGGGUCAUGUGUUUAGGGAAAGGCUGCAAAAGAACAGUAUUAAUAAUUACUUGUGACUGAUGGAGGAUUUGAAAAUGGAAUGUUAUAAGCUUAAAGUGCACUAUCUUCCUUUUAUAUACGUGUAUUUUGGGUCUGGAAUCCAUCUGUUAAGUGUACAGGAAAGAAACAAGUCAUGCUUUGUUAUUUUUCAUGAGGUUUUAAAUAUCCCACCUUUACACACCUGUCAUUAAAGAAAAUACAAGAGUAGCACCUUUAUAACCAGCAAAACUUAUAGAAGCAUCAGACAUUUAUUUUGAAAAGUGGUAAACCAAAGGAAGAAGAGCAUUUGGUUAAAUAGGCCACUAAAUCUGUUACUUAAUUGAACUGAUUUAGUGGAGCAUUUUUUGGUUUUGCAGAAUUUUUCCACAGAUUUAAGAAAUGUCCCAACUGGAUUGAACUUUUCAUUAUAGAAGUGCUCUUUCAUUCUAAAAGGGCUCUUGAAAAAUAAAUGAUACUGUUCUUUUGUUAGGCCCUGCUUAGGCUGGCGGUGUAAAUAAAACUCUCCACUGAAAAGACACAGCUGCAUUAAACUUUAAAUUAUGGUGGUACAUCAUGUUGUGAUUGAAGAGGGACAUUUUUCGUGGUGAAAUAUAUCACAUUGCUACUUCCCAUGUAGUCCUCAAGCACGUAAUUGUAAAGUGUGAAAUAAAGCCCCACUAGUUUAUUUGAAUGUGUAAAUUGACCGCUGGGUAAAUAUUUUGGUAUUUUGCUAAGAUGGAUUUGGAAAUGUAAAAUUAGAUUCCUGUAAACAUUUUGCAUCUUGAGGACUAUAUUACAGGUAGCAGUGUGUCACCACAGUCACAUUGGUGCAUCCUUGAGGUCCUUGUACAUGCAGGAUUUGCUGAAAUGAUCAUCUGUGUCCUGAACCCGAGGGAAAACGGUAACAUGCAAAGAAAUCGUAUUCAAUGCAAACAUCAACUGCGGUGUAAGAUUUUUUUUCCUAAUGAGAUGUUUCUAAUUUAAAGACAUACAUAAAAGUAUGCAAAAUGUGUGUUUGUUUAGGUUUACUUGAUAGAAAUUUCUGUAAAUUGUAUUUUAUAUGGCAAAAUAUAUCACUGUACAUUAAAAUAUGAGACUUCACAGGUUUUUGUUACUGUAAGUAGAAUAAACACCUACAGAGAGCUGU